AUGGAUGGGGCUGAGGAAGGAUACGAGGCAUGGUGGGCAGAAGUUUCUGUUAACUGCUGGAGGCAACAGCAUGAUGAGUUAUUCGCUGCCAUUUUCGGGGAACUGCGAUACCCCUACCCUGCCGACGUUGAUCUACUUGCCCGCGUCCCUGAAGAUGCUGCACAAGUUCCUCCUCCUGCUGCCGAGUCGGCUCCGCGACCCGCGCGAGCCCCACGUCAGGCCCAGGCUGGUAUCGUGAUCCGCGAACCCCCUCAAGAGGGAAACGCGCCAUCCUCUGGCAGUCGCGCGGCCAACACUUCCCAAGCCACUGGCCAGACUGGGAAACAAAAGGCAAUCGCUGCCCUCUCGGCUCGGAAACGCAGUCGCUCGGAUCCUCGAGCUGACCUGUGGGCAGAAGAUGAACCAAUCGCUGACCGACCGGUUCGCCAUAGGUCCUCGAGACACACUGAAGAAGGAUCUUCAGCUGCUGGUGAAGGCCCAUCUGCUUCCCAAGCCCAAACGCCAACUAUUGUGAACAACUCUCCACCUCCUGCGGGCGCUGCCAGUAAUGCACAGUUGGCCUCGGUCCCAGUGCAGAUUAUAGAUGAUAGCUCGCCUGAGGCCGAAGACAGAGUACCGCCACCGGAUGCACCUCAUGAGGAACCAAGCGAUAUACCUGUCCUGGAGCAGAUAGCGCCUGACUCAAUUCCUGUUCCCAGCGAAGCUAACCCAGAGGCAAUGCCAGCGGUCGUCGAGCAUGAGCCCCCAGCCGAGGAGAAUCCAAACGCUUUCAACACUGAGGACGCUGAAGCUGAAGCUGUAGAGGCAGAAGCUGCUGAGCCCGCUCUUAGUAUGGUUGGUCAGGAACCUCCUCCCCCUGCCCCCCAAGUUACUGAAGCCGGAGGAUUGGGAAAUCUUCCUGAACCAAUGCCAGAGGCAGCACCUGUCGCUGAACCUCCUGAGGUUGAGCUUGGGUUCAUUGACAGGGAUAACCGUGUUGAACUGUUUAGCCAACCUGUCUACUAA
This is a messenger RNA of Rosa rugosa (rugosa rose), 1005 nucleotides long. RefSeq lists its product as uncharacterized. Bases 1 to 1005 code for a protein of 334 amino acids. NCBI's taxonomy places the organism in Eukaryota, Viridiplantae, Streptophyta, Magnoliopsida, Rosales, Rosaceae. The transcript is spliced from 6 exons. The record is from RefSeq and is a predicted model, not a curated record.